Dromaius novaehollandiae (emu) is the source of this 7202-nucleotide messenger RNA. It is a transcript of the gene STAG1, whose product is annotated as STAG1 cohesin complex component. Gene Ontology annotation, biological process: sister chromatid cohesion. NCBI's taxonomy places the organism in Eukaryota, Metazoa, Chordata, Aves, Casuariiformes, Dromaiidae. Gene Ontology annotation, molecular function: chromatin binding. The transcript is spliced from 34 exons. The coding region runs from base 1137 to 4910 and encodes 1257 amino acids. Gene Ontology annotation, cellular component: nucleus; chromatin; cohesin complex. The record is from RefSeq and is a predicted model, not a curated record.
GACCGUCCGGUGGUACCAGAGCUGGGAGCCGUGGCUCCUGGGGAGAAGAGCGCGGCGUAGCCAGUGCCCCAUGGCCAGGGCCACGGGGACUAGACUAGGCGGAGGCGGAAACACCAGGCCGAGGCCUGAAGGUGUUGGACAGCCAAGAAAAUAAGGGCUUUGCGUGGCAGAGAGAGCGCGAGAGAGACUUCUGCGAUGGGUGCUGGUGACCUGGUGACUGGCCUGCGCUGGGAAGCACUGGGCAGCUGCUCUUUGCUUUCUGUGCGCUCUGGGGCAGAGCAGUAGUUGGGACAAGGUGUGACUUGGGGGAAAGACAGCAGUGGUAUCGAUAGAGCAAACUGGUGUUGGCAGGCACUUCUCCUUAAAGAACUCAGUUUCUGGUAAGAGAGUGUGAAUUUAAUUACAAUGAAUUGAGCCGCUUUACAAGUAUUCAUGAUUUCAGUUGUGUUCUACAGGUGAAUUUAAUGGUACUUCUUGUUCUGUAGAGUUAAUUUAGUAAUAGCAUUUACUAAGCUACUGAGGGCAAAAAAUCCUUCUCCAGAUCACAGCGCCAACACAAGUGUUCUUAAAUUGUCAUGCGUUUGGUAUGUUGGAUGACAUUAGUGUUUGGAUUCCCGUGUGUCUUGACUUGCUUAGCUUUCCCAUGUUAUUACACUGUUUGUUUGUGAUAGGGUAGCAUGCGAGAAGGAUUAUUUCAGGUCUUUUGGAUCUAGAGCCUUUUUGCCUUCUCUACUGAGGUUUUUGGUUCAUCUGUAGAUAGCAAGGUCAUUCAGCGAAUGCUUCUGCAGUAUAAUCCGUCAAGCAAUCUGAAGAAAUCACUAGAGCAGAAGGCUAUACGUUGUUUAUCCAUAGCUAUCCUGACUAUGAGUAGAUGUUCUUGCUUUUGUGGAGCAAAAGGCAGGUUUAUCCUUUCUUUCCCUGUCAUCCUUCUGGUGUGAGUUCUUGGUGGAUGGCCUGUGAGGGUGCACUUUGCUGGUGCGAAGAGUCGCGAAAUGGCAAGCCAACCAAUGCCGCAGGGUGGUGAUGCAGCGUGAUUUCCUGACUGGACUUCUUUUCAUGAAAGUGAUUUCCAAGUAGUCUUAUAACUUUGAGAAGAAUUUCUAUGUAGCUCUUUUACUUUCAAGAGUGCUGCAAAAAUGAUUACUUCAGAUUUGCCAGUACUACAGGAUUCUACAAAUGAAACUACUGCACAUUCAGAUGCUGGCAGUGAGCUUGAAGAAACAGAAGUCAAAGGAAAAAGAAAAAGGGGCCGUCCUGGCAGGCCUCCAUCCGCCACUAAGAAACCACGGAAGUCUCCAGGAGAUAAGGGUCGUUCGGAAGCUGGAGCUAGAGGAGCAAGUCGUGGAAGAGCUAAUGGUCACCCUCAGCAGAAUGGAGAAGGGGACCCUGUCACUUUGUUUGAGGUCGUCAAGCUGGGGAAGAGUGCUAUGCAGUCUGUGGUGGACGACUGGAUUGAAUCAUAUAAACAAGACAGGGACAUAGCACUUCUGGAUUUAAUCAACUUCUUUAUCCAGUGUUCAGGAUGUCGAGGUACUGUAAGAAUUGAAAUGUUCAGGAACAUGCAAAACGCAGAAAUCAUAAGGAAAAUGACUGAAGAAUUUGAUGAGGACAGUGGUGAUUAUCCACUUACCAUGCCUGGGCCGCAGUGGAAAAAGUUUCGAUCCAACUUCUGUGAGUUCAUUGGAGUGCUCAUUCGACAGUGUCAGUACAGCAUCAUUUACGACGAAUACAUGAUGGACACGGUGAUCUCUCUUCUGACUGGUUUGUCAGACUCCCAGGUGCGGGCUUUCAGGCACACUAGUACAUUAGCUGCUAUGAAGCUUAUGACUGCUCUUGUGAAUGUUGCCUUAAACCUGAGCAUUCAUCAGGAUAAUACACAGAGGCAGUACGAAGCUGAGAGGAACAAAAUGAUUGGCAAAAGAGCUAAUGAAAGAUUGGAGCUGCUGCUUCAGAAAAGAAAAGAGCUACAAGAAAACCAAGAUGAAAUUGAAAAUAUGAUGAACUCUAUUUUUAAGGGUAUAUUUGUGCAUAGAUACCGUGAUGCUAUUGCUGAGAUUAGAGCUGUCUGUAUUGAAGAAAUCGGUGUCUGGAUGAAAAUGUACAGUGAUGCCUUCCUGAAUGAUAGUUAUUUAAAAUAUGUUGGUUGGACACUACAUGACAGGCAAGGUGAAGUGAGGUUGAAGUGUUUGAAAGCUCUUCAGAGUCUGUAUACCAACAGAGAGUUAUUUCCCAAACUGGAGCUGUUCACUAAUAGAUUCAAGGAUCGCAUUGUAUCAAUGACACUUGAUAAGGAAUAUGAUGUCGCUGUGGAAGCCAUUCGAUUAGUCACGCUAAUACUUCAUGGAAGUGAAGAAGCUCUCUCCAAUGAAGACUGUGAGAAUGUUUAUCACUUGGUGUAUUCAGCACACCGGCCUGUUGCGGUAGCAGCUGGGGAAUUCCUUCACAAAAAACUGUUCAGCAGACAUGAUCCCCAAGCUGAAGAGGCUCUAGCAAAGAGGAGAGGGCGAAACAGUCCCAAUGGAAACCUUAUUAGAAUGUUGGUUCUUUUCUUUCUUGAAAGUGAGUUGCAUGAGCAUGCAGCUUAUUUGGUGGACAGUUUGUGGGAGAGCUCUCAAGAACUGCUGAAAGACUGGGAAUGUAUGACAGAAUUGCUCCUGGAGGAACCAGUCCAAGGAGAAGAAGCAAUGUCUGACCGGCAGGAGAGUGCUCUUAUUGAGCUGAUGGUCUGUACGAUCCGGCAAGCUGCUGAAGCACAUCCUCCCGUAGGCAGAGGCACUGGGAAAAGAGUCUUAACGGCAAAAGAAAGAAAAACUCAGAUAGAUGACAGAAAUAAAUUGACUGAGCAUUUCAUUAUUGCACUUCCUAUGUUGCUAUCAAAGUAUUCUGCUGAUGCAGAGAAGGUUGCAAAUCUCCUGCAAAUACCUCAGUAUUUUGAUCUGGAGAUCUACAGCACAGGCAGAAUGGAAAAGCAUCUGGAUGCCUUACUGAAACAGAUUAAGUUUGUUGUGGAAAAGCAUGUGGAAUCAGAUGUUCUCGAAGCCUGCAGCAAAACUUACAGCAUUCUCUGUAGUGAAGAAUAUACCAUCCAGAAUAGAGUUGACAUAGCCCACAGCCAGCUUAUUGAUGAAUUUGUGGAUCGAUUCAACCAUUCUGUAGAGGAUCUGCUGCAGGAGGGAGAAGAAGCUGAUGACGAUGACAUAUACAAUGUGCUCUCCACGUUAAAGAGAUUAACCUCUUUUCACAAUGCUCAUGAUCUCACAAAAUGGGAUCUGUUCAGUAACUGCUACAGAUUACUAAGAACUGGAAUUGAACACGGAGCUAUGCCAGAACAGAUAGUUGUUCAGGCACUGCAGUGUUCCCAUUACUCUAUUCUCUGGCAGCUGGUGAAAAUCACUGAAGGCUCCCCUUCCAAAGAGGACUUGUUGGUAUUGAGGAAAACUGUGAAAUCCUUUCUGGCUGUCUGCCAGCAGUGUCUAUCAAAUGUCAACACUCCAGUCAAAGAACAGGCUUUCAUGCUGCUUUGUGAUCUCUUGAUGAUUUUUAGUCAUCAGCUGAUGACUGGAGGUCGGGAAGGUCUUCAGCCUUUGGUGUUUAAUCCAGAUUCAGGCCUCCAGUCAGAACUUCUCAGUUUUGUGAUGGACCAUGUCUUCAUUGACCAAGAUGAUGAGAACCAGAGCAUGGAGGGAGAUGAAGAAGAUGAAGCUAACAAAAUAGAAGCUUUACAUAAGAGAAGGAACCUGUUGGCUGCCUUUAGCAAGCUGAUAAUUUAUGACAUUGUGGAUAUGCAUGCAGCAGCAGAUAUCUUCAAACACUACAUGAAGUACUACAAUGACUAUGGAGAUAUCAUUAAGGAAACCUUGAGCAAAACAAGGCAAAUUGAUAAAAUCCAGUGUGCAAAGACACUCAUUCUCAGUUUGCAACAGCUGUUUAAUGAGCUUGUGCAGGAACAAGGUCCCAAUCUGGACAGGACAUCUGCCCAUGUUAGUGGAAUUAAGGAAUUGGCCCGCCGGUUUGCCCUUACUUUUGGCUUGGAUCAGAUCAAGACAAGAGAGGCUGUGGCCACACUACACAAAGAUGGCAUAGAGUUUGCCUUCAAAUAUCAAAAUCAGAAAGGACAAGACUAUCCACCUCCUAACCUUGCUUUCCUUGAAGUGCUUAGUGAAUUUUCUUCUAAACUCUUGCGACAGGACAAAAAGACUGUUCACUCCUACUUAGAGAAGUUUCUCACAGAGCAGAUGAUGGAAAGAAGAGAAGACGUAUGGCUCCCGCUUAUUUCCUAUAGAAACUCACUAGUUACGGGUGGCGAGGAUGAUAGAAUGUCUGUUAACAGCGGAAGCAGUAGCAGCAAAGCUUCUUCAGUGAGAAAUAAGAAAGGACGACCACCCCUCCACAAAAAGAGAGUGGAAGAUGAGAGUCUAGAAGGCUCAUGGCUGAACAGGAAUGAAAACAUACAUACUCCAGGGACACUGCAAGCACCACAGCUCACCUCAACUGUCUUGAGAGAGAACACUAGACAAAUGGGAGAGCAGAUCCAGGAGCAUGAGUCAGAGCAGGGAUCUGAACAAGAUUUUUUACACAAUCCCCAGAUGCAGAUAUCUUGGUUGGGCCAACAGAAGCUAGAAGAUUUAAAUCGAAAGGACAGGACAGGAAUGAACUACAUGAAAGGGAGAACUGGUGUAAGGCAUGCAGUACGAGGUCUAAUGGAAGAUGACGCUGAGCCCAUCUUUGAAGAUGUCAUGAUGUCCUCACGAGGCCAGCUAGAGGAUAUGAACGAAGAAUUUGAGGACACAAUGGUCAUUGAUCUGCCACCUUCAAGAAACCGACGGGAACGGGCUGAACUGAGGCCAGACUUCUUUGACUCCGCAGCUAUCAUCGAGGACGAUUCAGGAUUUGGAAUGCCUAUGUUCUGAAGUCUGGUGAAGACAUUUUACAAAUUUGGAACUCUAUUGUUUAGAGCUAGAGGCCUAUAUACUGUGAUAGCUUGUAUGAAAACCACAUUUUUGAUGUGAUACGGUUUGAUUUUUAACCAAAUGAUUAAGGUCAAUCCCUUUUUGUAGUGAGAGAAAGAAGAGGAACUUCUUAAUGACACAAAGGAAUGUUGGCCAAUCCCGUCACCUCAGAAAGGCUGACCUAAAAAAUCAUUUGUAUCCCUGUUCUUGACUGUCCUAAUACAGAUUUUUUUUUUCUGGAUGAGGAGGAAGUUUUAAAUUGUUAAGACAGCUGUCAAAAUAAACACUGUUCUACAUAUGUUUUCUGAAAACAACAUUGAGUGAAAACAGAACUUUUUAACUUUAUUUUUCUGCUGUACAAUUUAAAACAGUUUUAACAUUUGCCUUUUUAUGUUUUAAAAGCUAGCCAUUUUUAUUAAACCUAUGCCUAUCAGCCAUUGACUAGCAAUGAUGCUAUAAGCAGGUCAUUCUGGCUACAGAAAAGUGUUUUUGAACACACUGGAUUUGAUUAACAUUAUGGUACGCUUAUAUCCUCUCGUAGGCAUUGAGAAGAACACUCUUAUAGAAGAGGUUAGAAUUCUAAUGACGUGCAUCUCUGCCAAAAAAUUUCAGAUUCUGAUAUGAUAAACCCAGAUUUUAUACUCUUGAGAAGAUUUAUUUUUAUUUAUAAUGGGACAUAAAGUAAGAGAUGUCCAUGAAGCCACUUUUCCAACAGAUGCUGUGUAACAUUCAUUUUAUAUAGCACAUGGGGACACAAAAACAGUAAAUUUUCUAUUGGUACUUGCUCUGUGCAUUUUUAGCAACUUAUACCAGCAAAUAAAGUAUUCUCAGUAAAACACACAAAUGGUUCUCAAGUAAUCACUUUGCUGUUUUUACUACCUACUUCAAGCCCUGCCAACCCAAGGUACAUAAACAGCAACUUUCCUAUUAAAACAAAUAAUUCAAGGGUGGGGGAAAGGAAUCACUUUAGCAUACUAAAAGCAAUUUUAACUGUACCAUAAAAAAGUCUACUUUCCAUGCCGUAAAUACCCUUUUGCGCUAUUUUUGUAAAUUAAUUUUGCCAGUUAGAAGUACUGUAUGUGCUGCAUAGAAAUUUGUGCUUAGAUGGUGAAGUUCUUAAGCUUACAAUGGAAUACAGCUACAUUUUCAGUGUUAACUGUGCAUAUUAAGAGUAAUUCUUUGAAAAAAAAUAUGAUUUUUCAAAAAAGUAAAAAACAUCAAAAAAACAGAAAACCCAAAACAUUCUCAGCUAAUUCAUUGUAAUAAGAGAUUUUUUUUUCAAUGUCUUCAAUAAUUUGGAAUUUCAUUAUGCUUCAAUUUUAUGACUCUGCCUAGUAGCUGCUACUGUAGUUAAAACUGGCCUGAUAUCAGAGGUGCUGGCCAUCCACGACUUGCACUGACUCUAGUAUCUCUAAGAAAUCAGCCCCAAAAUGUUAAUCUUCCUUUCUGCAUUCUAAUAUUAGCAUUUGAGAUACAAAGCAGAUUGACCCACUUGGAGCACAGCAGUUUUAGAGGUGCUUUUUUUUAGCAACUGCAAAAUAAUCAUGGAGCGUUGUUUUUUUUUUUGGUUUUUUUUUUUUUUCUCCUUUCCUUUUACAAGCUUAUUUAAAAACAAAACAACAUUAAUACCCAGUGCUUACCUGCUGGGAGGGAAAAGAAUCUGAUUUUAAAAAUAGAUCAGCAUUUCACUCAGCUGAGGUUUGUUUCUUACAACAUGUGCAGUUCUCAGACAAACAUGGUUGCCAAAAAUGUUUGACUAGAUAAUUCAGCCAUUCCUUAGAUGAUGUUGGUUGGGUAAGGUAUAAAGCCUGAAAAGUAGCUGGAACAUUGCUUUGUAACAGGUUACAUCCCUUCCUCUUCUGUCCACCCCAAAGGGAUUAGGGGUGGGUAGGAAUGGCUGCAUUAAACUGUCAGUACAAUAUUUCUGUGAGCAUAGUAGCAUAAUAAAUGCUGCCUGGUUUGAGUCAUAGUCUCAGACAAACCUUGUGCUUCACAGUCCUCUGUGUGGAAAACUGAUUCCUAAUUUAACAUUGUAGAAUACUGUAUAACAAACAUUUAUUAUCACGGUACCUGCAAUGGGUUUCCAGUUCAGUUUGCAGUCAAUAGGUUUUUGUAUUAUGAGUGUCUCCUUGAUUGGUUUUGCUAGUAAUUCUGUAAAUUGUACAUUUACAAUAUGAGGUUUUUUUUUUUUCCUUUUGUACAAUUUAAAACUGAUGCUUCACCUUUCAUUUAAUAAACUAUUCAAAAUCAUGA